Coniophora puteana RWD-64-598 SS2 is the source of this 2037-nucleotide messenger RNA. RefSeq lists its product as uncharacterized. The transcript has 6 exons. Bases 113 to 1678 code for a protein of 521 amino acids. Lineage: Eukaryota; Fungi; Basidiomycota; Agaricomycetes; Boletales; Coniophoraceae. The record is from RefSeq and is a predicted model, not a curated record.
GAAUCGCCAGCAGUGUCACGCCUUUUGUCUCUCUUUUUUCUUCGUAGCCGACGCUACUUCCACCUUCCACCUCUCAACUCUGGACGACGACGAGAAACGGACGCGCACAGCGAUGGCGCCGGCGUGGACACAGCACAAACACUCCCGCUCGAAAGGGGGCCCCAUAUUGCCGACCUCGGCGGGCAGCAAAUCUCCCGGCCUGUCAAGAGCCGGCUUUCUCUCCAAACGCUACGUGCGGCUCCUCCUGGGCUGCGUCGGCGCUUUCUGGCUCUUCGUCCUCUUCUGCCGCGAGGAGGAAAUUGACAUCCCUGUAAAUGUCCCGAUCAUACAUGAGCUGCCGCCGCUCUAUGAAUCCUACCACGAUUAUGAGCGGCACCUUCCACAACAUAACCUCUCGUUGCCGUAUCCUGAAGGUCGGGACGCGAAGUUUUUCUGGGCUGCAAAUCAUGUGCAUCAGUCGGGAUGGGGAAAUGCGAUGCAGGAGUUGCUGGUAAACUCAUUACUGGCGUAUCACACCAAGCGAGCGUUCGUGUUCAACAACUAUACAUGGGAAGAUGAGGGCGAUUACGCCAACUACAAUGGCAAGCUCAUACCAGCUCGCAUCCCCUUGUCCACCCUCAUCAGUGGCCCGACAAUCGGCGCACCCUUCCCACCUGGCGACGACGCGCCAAGAGCUGUGUCUCGUGAAUACUUCAAGAAAGUUUGCCCAAAUCCCACUGUCAUCGACAGCAACGUCGUCAACGAGCACCUGCGGACUGAUCCCGACGUGCCCGCGCUGACGAUCUUUGAGAAAUGGGUGGAGAAGCUUAACUCGAUGGAUGAGCCGUGCGUGGAGAUCGACAAAAACUCAUUCCAGCUCUUCGAGAUUUGGUUGUUUGGCACAAAACGCAUUCUCUCCCUCUGGCCUCUCCUCUCCGAAUCCCCCAUCCUCCAACAAUACUCCUACGCCCCCCUCAUCCUCAACACCUACCACGAGAACGCAGACCUGUUCGAAGGCCCACUCCCCGACCAAUCCUUCCUCUCCCGGCUCUUCGGGCGUAAACGGCCCACACGGAAAGACCACCACCUCCCUCUCCACGAGAUCACACCGCACAUGCGGCCGUCCGACGUCGAGACGACCCCGGGGCUGCUCGUUCUGCACGUCCGGCGCGGCGACUUCAAGCAGCACUGCGAGCACCUCGCCAAGUGGUCCUCGGACUGGAACGGGCUCAACCAGUUCUCCGCGCUGCCCGAUACGUUCCAGCAGCCGGUGCCGACCGGGUGGGGCGAGACGACGGACGAGGCGCGCGCGAUGUAUAUCCGGCGGUGUUUUCCUGAUAUCGAUCAGAUUGUGUUCCGGGUGCGCGAGGUGAUGGCGGAGCGAGAGGAGGCGGCGGUGAGGGCGGGAGAGAGGGCGCCGCCGGAGCUGAGGAGGGUGUAUGUGAUGACGAAUGGGAAGGCGGAUUGGCUCGAGGAGCUUAGGGUGGCGCUUGGGGAGAUUAAGGAGUGGGAUGCGGUUGUGACGAGCAGGGAUAUGAGCUUGAGUUGGGAGGCGAAGCCGGUUGCGCAGGCGGUGGAUAUGCUGAUUGGGCAGAAGGCGGAGGUGUUUAUUGGCAAUGGGUUCUCGAGUCUGACAUCGAAUGUCGUGAUGUUCCGCAUGCUGCAGGGCCUUCCACCACACGACACGCGGUUCUGGUGAUCUGGCCUCAGCUAUUUGCAUCUCUGUUCCGUUUCACGAGGAUUCUCGGCACGGACAAGGGACGGUCGGCGCUUCGGUAUAUCGUACUGCGUUCGAGAACGAUAAGUUAUAAUAUGCUUUUCUGAAGUCCAUCUUACUCCCGGAUAUUUUUCUUCGUCUUCCUCCGCUUCAGUGUCACCUGUUCUUCUGGCAUCUCCAGCUUUCCGCUUCGUUCAUGCCUCCAUGUUCCAUUUCUUUAUCGGAAAAGUUCUGAUGGCGACCUCUGCGGUGGCCUGUAGAAGUAGGUUACGUUACACAUACCCCCCAGUAUUGGGUUAGGAGUCUCGGUUUCCUGUGCCCGACUAAUUGAAACCUCAAAC